Molecule: messenger RNA, 1866 nt
Organism: Penicillium nucicola
Lineage: Eukaryota; Fungi; Ascomycota; Eurotiomycetes; Eurotiales; Aspergillaceae
Product: MFS transporter
Exons: 3
Coding region: 1-1866 (621 amino acids)
Biological process (GO): transmembrane transport
Cellular component (GO): membrane
Molecular function (GO): transmembrane transporter activity
Source: RefSeq, a predicted model, not a curated record
AUGCCAGGUUCCAACAACGCCAUCGACAAGCGAGACUUUGACGCGAAUCGUCCCCUGCUACAAGACAUAGACGCCGAGCCAGAAUCGGGUCAUCAAAGUCCCGAUCUUGGUCCUGUGCGAUUACGCGCUGGAUCACGGAGUUCGGGCGAUGAUGGGAUCGGUCUGCGGAGUGAUGAUGGGAUUCUUAGUGAUGUUGUCGGCGGGAUUGUUGAGCGUGAUAGGAGAAUGAUGCAUGUCGAGGUUGUGAGGGUUGUUAGUUUUGCUUGGGGGGUUAUUACUUGUCUCGGAGCUGGCAGUAUCACUGCCUUCUCAUUAUACGGCCAUUUGCUGCUCACUCGGUUACAUUACUCGCAGCUGCAGGUCAAUGCUGUUUCCAUCGCUGCUGAGGUUGCCAUGUAUCUGCCUGUUCCGUUGUUCGGGUACCUAUGUGAUCGAUACAGUCCUUCGCCUUUAUCUCUGUUCUCUGGAGUUGUUUUCGGGUUUGGAUAUCUCCUCGCUGGAUAUGCAUACAAGAGUGGUCCGCCUGUUGAGGCCGGCGGGUCUGGGUUGCCGUUCUGGGUGAUGAUUGUGGCCUUUAUUGCCAUUGGCAUGGCGACUAGCUGCAUGUAUCUUGCUGCUGUGGCGACCUGUGCUAAGAACUUUGGCCGAGGAAAGCACAAGGGCAUUAUGCUUGCUGUUCCUAUUGCUGCGUUUGGUCUGAGUGGCAUGUGGCAGAGUCAGGUUGGGACGUAUCUGUUGUAUGAAAAGCUUGACGAUGGGACACAUGGGGAUCUGGAUGUCUUCCGAUACUUUGUCUUCCUGGCGCUGUUGUUGCUUGGUAUUGGUAUUGUCGGUACCUUUGCUUUGCAGAUUGUUGAAGAAGACGACCAGUAUAUUGAUGAGACUGUCGAGGAAUUGGAGCGCAGUGGAUUGUUGGAGGAAAGUGAUUUCUUCCAGCCUCGGGGUGACAUCAGAACUGCACUUGAAUAUGGCACAUUCUCCGAUGCCUUUGACGAGGAGAACUCCCAAGCUCUUUCCGACGAAGAACGUGAGCAGAGACGACUGGAAAAGGAACGCGAAGAGGAAGAGCGCCGGAAGAAGAACUGGCUGCUUAAUUACGAGACUAGAGUCUUCCUCAAAGACCAGACGAUGUGGUGGCUGGCUGCAGGUUUCUUCCUGGUUACCGGACCAGGAGAGUCAUACAUAAACAAUUUGGGCACAAUUAUCCCUACUCUCACACCACAAUCCUACCCAGCCGGCGCCUCCCCGCCGGCCGGCUCCCCUUCAACACACGUCACAACAAUAGCCCUGACCUCCACAAUUGCCCGACUCCUCACAGGCUCACUGUCAGACCUCUUCGCACCACCAGCAACCCAUCUCUUCCCCCCAAUCUCAGAAGAAGCCCGAUACAGACACGGGGCUUUGCCCUCUUCUACAAACGGCCUGACUCUUUCCCGGAUGACCUUCCUCAUCCCCUCUGCCCUCCUCCUCUCUCUAGGCUACCUCCUCCUAGCCUCGCCCCUCCCCCUUUCCCACCCAGUCCUCUUCAACCUAACCACGGCUCUAAUAGGCUUCGGGUACGGCAGUGCCUUCUCCCUAGCUCCAAUCAUCAUAUCCGUUGUCUGGGGCGUCGAGAACUUCGCUACGAAUUGGGGCAUUGUUGCCAUGAUGCCUGCUGCUGGCGCAGCGCUUUGGGGCGUUGUCUAUUCGACUGCUUACCAGCGUGCUGUUGAUCAUGGUGCUGGUGGUGGUCUGCCGGAUGGACAGUGCCACGGCUGGCGCUGUUAUGGGUUCUGGGCUGUGGGGUGUACGGUCAGUGUUUGGAUUGCGCUUGGGGCAUGGUUGCUUGCUUGGAGGGGUUGGAAGAGGAGGGGUGUUGUUGUUUAG